This is a messenger RNA of Thalassophryne amazonica, 1991 nucleotides long. Its product is annotated as collagen alpha-3(VI) chain-like. The transcript has 5 exons. Lineage: Eukaryota; Metazoa; Chordata; Actinopteri; Batrachoidiformes; Batrachoididae. The coding region runs from base 87 to 1991 and encodes 634 amino acids. The record is from RefSeq and is a predicted model, not a curated record.
GGUUUUUAGUCAAGAAAGAGCCACGAGGAAGAGACAUUGUGUUCUUGCUGGAUGGAUCUGAUGGUACUCAAACUGGAUUCUCAGCUAUGCGUGACUUUGUCCAAAGAAUAGUUAAGACAAUGAGUGUGGAUGACAACAGAGACCGUGUCUCAGUGGUCCAAUACAGCAGGGAUCCAUCCGUCCACUUCUAUUUGAACACUUACACAACCAAAGCUGAGAUCCUUAACACUGUCAGAGGACUGAGGCAUAAGGGGGGAAGACCUCUCAACACUGGAGCAGCUCUCCAGUACUUGAGGGAUAAUGUCUUCACAGCCCCUGCUGGAAGCAGGAGCCUGAAAGGAGUUCCACAAGUCCUAAUCUUGUUAAAUGGUGGAAGGUCUUUUGACAGUGUUGACGCACCAGCCUCUGCCCUGAAACAGAUGGGUGUCUUGAUAUAUCCAAUUGGAAACAGGGGCUCUGACAGCAGAGAACUGCAGAAGAUAUCCCAUGAUCCCCGUUCAGCUGUAACUGUGACCGAAUUUACUGACCUUCCAAGUGUCCAACAGCAAAUUGAAUCCUCCUUGGGGGUUGUGGUGACUGACAUCAUUCCAGAACCAACAACUGUAUUUGUUCAACCUGACAUGGUCAAAAAGGAUAUUGUAUUCCUUCUGGAUGGUUCAGAUGGCACAAGGAAUGGCUUCCCUGCUAUGCGAGAUCUUGUUGAGAGAGUGGUGGAAAAAGUCAAUGUGGGAGAAAACCAUGACCGUGUCUCCGUUGUCCAGUACAGCAGAGAUACAGAAGUUCAUUUCUACUUGAACACCUACAAAACCAGAGAGGAUGUUGUUGAUUCAGUGAGAGGGCUGCAACACAGAGGAGGCAGACCCCUCAACACUGGAGCAGCCUUGCAAUACCCCUCUGCGCUCAAACAGCAGGGCAUCUUUGCAGUUGGCAUUGGAACAAGGACCUCUGACAGCAGAGAACUGCAGAAAAUAUCAUAUGACCCAACGUAUGCCCUCUUAGUUUCUGAGUUCAAUGACCUCCCCGAUGUCCAAGAACAGCUCUUUUCUGUUUUGAGUACAAUGCCAGCAAGGGUCACACCCAUGCCACCAACUGUUAUUGAACGUUGGAGCAGCAAACGUCCCCAUGUGCGUGAUUUGGCUUUGAAAAUCAUUGAGCCCCUUGAUGUGGGCAGGGACACAAUUCGGGUUGCCUUGGUCCUGUACAGCACCGAUCCAGACAUAAAGUUCUAUCUCAAUAGCUAUGACACCAAAGCUGACAUCCUGGAUGCUGUAAAGGGCCUCACCUUCACAGGGGGAGAUGAAUCUAACCUGGGUGCUGCCUUGGAAGAAGUGGCCUCAAGCCUCUUGGGCCAAACAGCUGGAGGCAGGGCAGAGGAAGGUGUGCCCCAGGUGUUGGUGGUAAUCAGUGCCGGGCCAUCCACUGAUGAUAUUGGUUUUGGUGACCGGGCCCUUAAGAGGGCAGGUGUUCUCACGUUCAGCAUGGCGAUUGGUGAUACAGCCGCUGCAGAUCUGGAAGUAGUCGCUACAGAUACAAGUUUUUUUCUGUCAGCCACUGAUUUCAGAUCACUGGGAAGCAUGAGUGUCCAGAUCCUUCCAUACAUAAUCGGGGUGGCACAGCGAACCAUUAUAGUUCAAACUGAGUUCAAAGAAGCGUUGGCUAUUGGAAAAAGAGACAUAAUUUUUCUUAUUGACAGUACAAUGGGUGCAACACUCAUUGGCUCUGUGCGCGAGUUCAUCAAGCGGUUUGUUGACAACAUGCCAAUUGCUCCUGACCAAGUUCAAGUGGGAAUAGCAACAUUCAGCGACACUGCACGGAUAGAGAUGGAUCUCAACACCCAUGGAUCCAGGGAGAGUUUAACAGCUGCUUUGGGCAGAAUCAAACCAAAACAAGCACAGACAAUUAACAUUGGAGCUGCCUUGGACUUUGUGCGGCUGAUAUGGUGCGCCCUGAAAAGGGCAGUCGUCUUCAACAGGGAGUACCCCAAAUUGUAG